Messenger RNA from Cryptococcus amylolentus CBS 6039, 1249 nucleotides. RefSeq lists its product as hypothetical. The record is from RefSeq and is a predicted model, not a curated record. Gene Ontology annotation, molecular function: oxidoreductase activity, acting on the CH-OH group of donors, NAD or NADP as acceptor. The coding region runs from base 1 to 1038 and encodes 345 amino acids. The transcript is spliced from 6 exons. Lineage: Eukaryota; Fungi; Basidiomycota; Tremellomycetes; Tremellales; Cryptococcaceae.
AUGCCCCUCCCACCCCCCACCGUCGCCAUAACAGGCCUCACAGGCUUCAUCGCCACCCACACCGCCCUCGCCUUCCUCGCCCACAACUGGUCUGUCCGCGCUUCCGUCCGAUCCCCCGCCAAAGCCGAACAGGUCAAGGACCUUAAAGUCUGGGAGAGGUAUUUGGAAGAAGGGAGGUUGGAGGUUGUUGUGGUGGAAGAUUUGGGGGGAGGGGAGUUGGCGGAGUUGUUGGAGGGGGUGGAGGGGGUGGCGCAUUUGGCGGCGCCGCUUGGGAUGACUGAACUCGGCUGGGAAGGGUACAAGAAACCCACCAUCGACGGUAUGCUCAACAUCCUCAAACAAGCUAAAUCUGUACCCUCCAUCAAGGGAAUCUCCGUCAUGUCUUCCAUGUCCGCCCUAUACGACGUCCAAACGCCCGAAGCCGAGCAAGACGGCAAGAUCUAUACCGAAGAUGUAUGGACGCCGCUCACUGAAGAGGUCGCGUUGGACUUUGAUCCCGAAGAUCCGAAAGCGAUGUGGAUUUACUAUGGUGCGGCGAAGCGGUUGGCGGAGGAGGCUGCUCUGGCGUUUGUGGAGGAGGAGAAACCUCAAUUCAGCGUGGCUACUUUUUGUCCUCCCAUGGUCUACGCUCCUUUCCACCACAUAAUCUCCCUCUCCCAGAUCGCAAACACCGAGGGUUCCCCACCCAUCUUUGCUUCCCUCCUCUCCGGCCGUGACGAGCCUUUACCCUCGAAAGGCGGGUUUAGCUGGGUCGAUGCGAGGGAUGUGGGGGAGGCAUUCUUUAGGGCGGUGGAGGGGAGGAUCUCGGGGCGAUUUCUUGUUAGCGCUGGGAAGGCGAACCAGCAGAUAUUCGUCAACAAGCUCCGAGAACUUCGGCCCGAUCUUGAUGAGUACAUCAUCAAGGGUGAGCAUUCGGACGACAAACUUGGGCCGACGUCGUAUAUCGAUGCUACAAAGUCCAAAAAGGUCCUCGGGUUGGAGUGUGAGUAUCUAUCUCUCUUUCAAACAUUGCUUGGGGAAGCAGGUGGAAGGGAAUAGUGCUGAAUAGGAGGUAUACAGAUCGACCGAUGGAAGAGACUUUGAAGGAUACGGUAGACUAUCUGGAAAAGAUUGGGGCGUUUGAGGAAGCCCCGGGGGCGUGGAAGAAGGCUGGGAAAGAGUAAAAGACUGUGAUUGCCAGCAGAGUGAGAUUAUGUAGUAAAUCUUGAUAUAAAUGAUACGUUGCGAUGCAUGUAAAGUUUUUGUGGGA